Malaya genurostris is the source of this 3088-nucleotide messenger RNA. It is a transcript of the gene Rnp4F, whose product is annotated as squamous cell carcinoma antigen recognized by T-cells 3. Gene Ontology annotation, molecular function: RNA binding; protein binding. NCBI's taxonomy places the organism in Eukaryota, Metazoa, Arthropoda, Insecta, Diptera, Culicidae. Gene Ontology annotation, biological process: RNA processing. The record is from RefSeq and is a predicted model, not a curated record. Bases 195 to 2879 code for a protein of 894 amino acids. The transcript has 5 exons.
UAGUGUGUGUGAGAGAAAUUUUCAAGUGCACUAUUUCUUUCGAUUCUCGUUUCGGAAUGACUCUGAGCGACAUUUCGAAACGAAUCGGCAAUCCGGUUAUUGUCUGAUGCGCCCGUUUCUUGUGUACCGCCAACCGAGCAACUUUUUUCUUCUAGCAAUAUUUUUCUUGGAGUUUCCUCGAAAAAUUGUGCAAAAUGUCCGAUGCUGAAAUGAAAGAUACCGGCGAAACGAAGGGCGAUGAAAUGGACACCGCUGGUGUUGAAGAAGACGAACAGGAUAGCGAUGCUACCUCGAAAGAUGAUUCGGCAUCCAGCGAUAGUGACAGUUCGGACGACAAUGAAGAUGACGAUGAUGAAGCGAGCCGGAUAAAACAGUAUCUAGAACUGCUGAGAAUGAUACAGGAGGACAAGUAUAAUUACGACAACUACGUGAAACUGUUGGAGAUUGCACAUCAAUUAACCGACCUGGACAAAAUUCGUCAGAGCGCAGAAAUCUUUGCUUCCGUUUAUCCGCUAUCGCCCGACAUUUGGUUGCGCUGGUUAGCAACCGAACAGGGAAUUGCCUCCUCGCCGGAACAACUGCAAGCGUUAGAUAAACUCUACCGGCGAGCCUUGGGAGAUUACUUUUCGGUUGAAGUCGCAGAACAGUAUGGACUGAUGGCCGUCCGAGCGGAACGUGAGCUUUCGGAACUUAUUUGGGACACAUUGAUUCCGACGUAUGGCCUGCACGUGACCAAGGGUCGUAAUAUUUGGGCCACCUAUCGGGAGGAUUUUUUAGAGAAAUCUGAACAAUCACCGGAUCAGUUAAAUCAGUUGGCGCGUAUCUACGAGCGGGAGCUGAAGAUUCCACUUAAAAAUAUGGAGGACUCUUACAUCGAGUACAAGUUGCUGUGUGAGAAGCAUAAGGAAGUAUUGCAGGAUCUGAACCCGGAAAAAUUUGAACGACGCUACAAACAGGCAAAAGAACUUCUGCAGCGAAUGUUACCGUUCGAGGAAAAACUGACCGCGCUUGAACCGCACUGUCAUCAGGAAAGAGCAGAACUUUACCGGCUGUAUAUCAAGGAAUGUCGAUCGCAGUUGGCAGAUGACGAGCUGCAAGUGCUGUACGAAAGAUCCGUAACGGAUUGUUGUUUGGACCCAACGAUGUGGACGGAUUAUUUGAAAUACUUGGACAAAUAUCCACCGGAUUUGGACGAGAAUCCAGUGUCGCCGGUGUUCAGUCAGACACCGGCCGAUAUCGUGAACCGUGCACUGCGGAACUGCCCCUGGAGCGCUGAGCUUUACGUUGAGAAGAUGCGAAUUGUGGAACGCGAGAAGCGUCCCAAAGAGGAUAUUCUGAAGAUUAUGGAGGAAGUAGCAACCGUGGAAUUCCAAGCUCCUGAACCGGCGGUGAAAGUUUGGUUGGAAUAUCUGACAUAUUUGCGACGUCAUGCCGAUUUCGAGGACGAAAAAGAAAGAGACAUUUUGCGUUCUAAUUUUGAGUUGGCCUGGAAUCAGCUUGGCCGAACGUGGGGUGAGUUGGCUGAUCCGGAGUGUAAAAUUUUACAGUUCUGGGGUCGGUUGGAGUACGGCCAGUUGGGUGAUUUGAUUAAGGGUCGCGAUCUGUGGCAGAACGUGAUGGACAGUUCGGACAAUUGCACCCGGGCCGGACUUUGGAUCGAAUAUGCCGAGCUGGAGUCGAAACGAGGACUGGAUGCGGUUCGAAAGUUGUACCGAAAAGCGAUCGGUUCCGUGGCAUUGAAUGACCCGGAAACCCUAGCAGCGGCUUGGAUGCGCUUCGAACGAUGCAACGGAACGUUGGAACAGUUGACUGUUUGUCAGGAGAUUUGUACUGCCACCGUACAGGCAUACUACCGGACACUGAAUCAGUCGCGUACCGCAAAAGGUCGCCGUUCGGAUCCGAAAAAAGAACCCACCGAGCCAAGCAAGAAGAAGCCUACGAAAAGAUCUCUCGAUGAUGACGAUGAUGAUGCUGGAGAAAGCAAAGAAGGACAUUUCAAAAAGCCUAAGACCCCGAUAGGACCGUCGCUGCCCAAAAAAGUUGAUUCCUCGUUGGAGGAAAAUACCAAGCGAAUUCGUUUGGAGGAACCACCGGCGGGCAAAGAGAAGGAUACCUUUAACGAUAAUCGUCGUUUGUUUUUCAGCAACCUAAGCUUCGACGCUACGGAAGAACAGAUUCGUGCCACAUUUCCGGAGUUGGCGUUCAAAUCAAUCGAACUGGUUCACGGUUCCAGUGGUAAAAGUCGUGGCUUCGGUUACGUAGAAUUCGAGAACGAACAGGACGUCCAGAAGGCACUCAGUUUCGAUCGUCGUCCACUCGAUGGCCGCCCAGUAUUUAUAUCUUCGUUGGCCCGCGAUAAAUCCAGUCGUCCCCAUAAAUUCAAAUACUCGGAAAAGUUCGAACCGAACAAACUUUUCAUCAAGGGCCUACCAUUCGAAGCGGGAAACGAAGAUGUGCGAAAGUUGUUUGAACCAUUCGGGAAGCUCAGGGACGUACGGGUGGUGUUCUAUCGCAGUGGCAAAUCCAAGGGGUUGGCUUAUGUGGAGUACGAAAGUGAGGCUGCAGCCAAAAAAGCCGUUCUGAAUAUGGAUCAUCACGAAAUGAACGGAUUCACGCUAACCGUUGCCCUUUCCGCUCCUCCACCCCGGGGUAAUCCGACGGCGGGAGUCGAACCGGAAAAUCCUACCGCCGGUAGCAGUCUAGGCGGAGGGAAACGACACGUCACUAAAGGAGACGUCAAACAAAAACUGUCCACCAUGAUUCCAACUGCUCUUCUGAGAAAAACCGUUCCUACUACCAAUCCACAAGCCGGCGGAAGUAGCUCCAACGGAAACAAACCAAAAUCUAACGAAGAUUUCCGUAAACUACUUCUAAAGUAGUUUCACUUGAACUUAGCAUUAACAACUUUUUUUUUCGUUUUGUAUAUUCCUGCUAUGAACGCUCAUGCGGGAAGUUCGUUUUUUUUCUCUCUUUUCUUCUAACUUCUAAACACGUGUGUUCCGUGAAUCUUACGAUUAUUUAUAUAUUCUUCCGGUUAAGACAACCACAUGAAAAGUACUAAUAAAGUACCAAGCUUACCAAACCUGAA